Messenger RNA from Erythranthe guttata (spotted monkey flower), 693 nucleotides. Its product is annotated as ferredoxin-A. Gene Ontology annotation, molecular function: electron transfer activity; 2 iron, 2 sulfur cluster binding. The record is from RefSeq and is a predicted model, not a curated record. Gene Ontology annotation, biological process: electron transport chain. Lineage: Eukaryota; Viridiplantae; Streptophyta; Magnoliopsida; Lamiales; Phrymaceae. Gene Ontology annotation, cellular component: chloroplast stroma.
UCAUUUAUCCACCGAAACCCUCAACACACAUAAAUUAAACCAAAAUUCUCUCACAUCCAAAAUUCUCUCAAUCCAAAGAAAUUAAAAAAAGAUGGCGAGCCUCUCCAGCACAAUGUUCAGCACCGCCAUGCUCCCCCGCAAGCCGGCCGCGGCGGCGGUGGUCUCCCUCCCCAGUUUCAAGCAGGCGGCGCUCUUCGGCCUGAAGUCCGCACCCUCCCGCCUCACCUGUAUGGCGACGUACAACGUGACGCUCAUCACCCCCGAGGGUGAGGUCGUGUUCCCCUGCGACGACGACGUUUACAUCCUAGACCAGGCGGAGGAGGCCGGUUACGAUCUGCCGUACUCUUGCCGCGCCGGAUCCUGCUCCUCGUGCGCCGGAAAGGUGGUCAAGGGCGCCGUUGACCAGUCCGACGGAAGCUUCCUGGAAGACGAACAGAUGGAGGAGGGGUGGGUGCUCACCUGCGUCGCCUACCCUACCGGCGACGUCGUCAUCGAGACCCACAAGGAGGAGGAGCUCACUGCCUAAUUACUUUCUCUCUCUUCAACUUUUUUAAUAAUGCUUUUUUUGAGUGUUUUAUUUUCUCUCUCUACUAUAAUUUGUUAUUGGAACAAACAAUUUAUAUUUCUAAUAUUUAUUAUGGUUAUGUUGGAUGAAUUGAAUUGACCGGCAUAAGUUUCUUAUUUUUUUUUUUA